Tetrahymena thermophila SB210 is the source of this 1440-nucleotide messenger RNA. Its product is annotated as AMP-binding enzyme family protein. NCBI's taxonomy places the organism in Eukaryota, Ciliophora, Oligohymenophorea, Hymenostomatida, Tetrahymenidae. The transcript has 2 exons. The record is from RefSeq and is a predicted model, not a curated record.
AUGUAUAGCGAAUUUAAGGUAUAAACUCAAAUCACAAAAGUUACAAAGGGUUUAUUAAUUCAAUCUUAAAACAUUUUUUCUUCUCCGAUUUCUUAAUAAUUAAUUUCCUAAUCUUUUUCUCGCUAACAGAUUAUUGAUGAAUCAAAAUUAUAUCAUUUGAGUUAAUUAAUUUUUGAUAUCGAUGAAAAUGUGACUUUUAUAGAUAUUUAAUUUCCAACAUUUAUAGAAGUUUUAGCUCUUUGUAACAGUGUUUUAUCUGUACUACUUUUUUUGGGAAUAUUUUGUAGGAAAUAGGCUCAAAAAUUUAUUAGAAGAGACAUAUUUUUUAUUUUACUAAAAAACUUCUUUUCUAGAACAUAUUUAGACAUUUUAUAGCAUAACAAUAUUAUUGAAUCUAACGAUUUAAAAUUGGAAAAAUAAACAACAUAGGAUCAGUAAAUUUAAUAAAAUCAAACUGAUGAAAAUGAUGAAAAACACAAUAUUUUACCUAUUUGUUUAUCACCAAAGUCAAAUUUUAAAAUCUUUGAAUAAUAAUUGAUAUAAGAUAACUUAAAUUUUAAACAAGAUUUUUUUGUAGAAAAUGAGAAUAGUAAAAUCAAUAAAUUAUAAGAAAUUAAUGAAUAGAUACAGGACCUUAAAACAUAAACAUAGUAAGUUAACAUCAGUAAGAUAGAAAAUAUUUAGAGGUCUUUUCUAAUUGAGAGCUAAGUUACUAAAGAUGGAUCUCCAAGCUUUAUUAAAAGCAAAUUAAGCUUGUAAUAAUAAUCGCCAAAAAUAAUAAAUUUUGAAAAGAAUCGGAAAUUUUUAUAAACUAAUAACUAAAGUAGAUUUAGGAAUUCUAGUUUAGCGAAUUAAAGCGAAAUCAAAUAAAACAAAAUCAAAAAUAUUAAAAACUUAACUUAAUAGGUUAAUUAAAAUUUUGAAGUAUUGAGUGAUGAUAAGCUUUAUUAAAAGAGUCUCGAAGAUAUAAUAUUUUAAACCAAAUUUUGCAAGAAAAAUGAAUUUUUACAAUCUAAGGGAAUCAAUAAAGAAAUGUUAGAAUGCUUAGAAUAAUCAACUGACUAAAGCUUAGAUUUCUUCUCUUUUUAUAAAGAAAUUUUGUUUUUAAAAAAAGCUGUCAUGAUUAUGCUUAGUAAAGAAUAAAUGGCUGCUUUAAAAAUUACUGGUAUUGGAAUAGAAACCUUAAAGUAUAAUUAAGAAAGCACUGAGAUGAAUAGCUAAACAGGUAAUUUGUUUAUUUAUUAACCAUAAAAUUAUUAAGAAUUUUGUUAAAUUAUAGAAGAAAUAAAAAUAAAUCACUUAAAAGAGUAGUUUGAAGUUAUGUAAUCAGAAAAAUUAUAAAUUCAGUAUAUCAAUCUGUUUCUAUAAAGAUUUUAAAACACAUAAAAUUUAGAUAUAAUAGACAAAAGAAUACUCUCUUCAUUAUCUAUAAAUAUGUGA